UUUUUUUAGGUGAAAACGGGGUAUAGUAUUGGCUCGCCUCUCUUUGCCUGCGUUUCAUCAUGACACAUACACGUAAAGGGGGCAUCUUUGUUUCCAGGCACAACCCAAUUAACAGAGAACAGAGAAAGCCUUCAAAUGUCAGGAAGUUUGAGUGAGCCCAGUUAAACCAGGGAGGUUUUGGAAGCUUAACAAGCAUUCCUAAGCACCUAUAAAAACCUCAGAAGUCACAAUAUUCCAUCUGUUUAUGUUCCUUUGGGAAUGAACCCUUCAUAUGUCUCUGGAUACUUUUCAUUCCUGUACGUCUUUACUGCAAUAGCUAAUGUUCUUGUUGCUCUGUGGCUUUGGCAGUGUUUGUGGCAUUGCAGUCAAUCAAUCCACUCGGAUUUAAUGUGCCGCACAAACAGGAGUCUGAUUGCCAAUUUUGGGCAAGGAAGGUUAGAUGCGAGUGUUGAGACAGCUGUCAGCUUUUGUUGCCAGUGCGGCACAACUGCUAGCCUGUGUCUUUAACGUUUAUGAUGCAGUAGGGACACACAACCACACGCUGGUACGGGACUUCUCCAGGUCAAAUUAAACGUGUUGCACAGAACCUCAUGGUCAGAGUUGAAUCAAACCUUCGUCCUAAGUCGCCUUCAACAAUCUUCGGAGUUGUAUCAUAUCUCGUUUCUUUCAUGCAACAAACAUGCAUGAAUCGGCAUGCACAUUGGCCUAGUUUAGAAUUUAUGUAAAACAUUCCUUUUGUUUAAAGAAAGUCUGGUCCAUUAUUCUGAUCUUUAAAUGACCAGCGUCUGGAUUUGGGUACCGAUUAUGUUGGGGGGGAAAAAAGGCUUGCCCACCAGGGUAGGUCAUGCUGAAGAGAUGGUUGCCAAAAGGUGCUGCCACAGUGGCACUUGCGCUGCUUCCUCUGCAAGGAGUGGCCUCGCUGGUGUGUGCCGCAAGUGUCUCCCUUUGUCUGGUGGUCUGUUGCCGGUGCAUGCCCGUGUAUGCUGCUGUGGCGUGCUGUGGCGUGUGCGGGGGGCAAGAGGCAGGGGCAUUGAUGCUAAGUGGGGUCAGCGGGUGCGGCGGCAGGUCCCUGGACGGACGCCUUCAGGUGUCUCACCGCAAGGGGUUGCCCCACGUCAUCUACUGCCGGCUGUGGCGCUGGCCGGACCUGCAGAGCCACCACGAGCUGAGGGCCACCGACAACUGCCAGUAUGCAUUCAACCUCAAGAAGGACGAAGUCUGCAUCAACCCCUACCACUACCAGCGGGUAGAGACUCCCGCUCUGCCACCGAUCUUGGUGCCACGCCAGUCGGGUGACCUGCCUACAGAGCUUCCCAUCUUGGACGAUUAUGCCAACUCCGUUCCCGAGAACACAAACUUCCCAUCGAGCUUAGACGUACAGACUUUUCCUCUCACAGAGACACCUCCGCCUGGUUACAUGAGCGAGGACGGAGAGAACACUGAUCAAAAUGGUGCAGACAGCAUGGACACAGUACUGCUCUCUUCUCCAAGCCCUUCUCCAGACGUGCAGCCGGUGACGUACACGGAGCCGGCGUUCUGGUGCUCCAUCUCGUACUACGAGCUGAACACGCGGGUCGGGGAGACCUUCCACGCCUCGCAGCCCUCGCUGACCGUGGAUGGCUUCACGGACCCUUCGAGCUCCGAGCGCUUCUGCUUGGGGCUCUUGUCCAACGUCAACCGCAACUCGGUCGUCGAGCAGACACGCAAGCACAUCGGGCGCGGUGUGCGGCUGUACUACAUUGGAGGCGAGGUGUUUGCAGAAUGCCUCAGCGACAGCAGUAUCUUUGUGCAGAGCCCCAACUGUAACCAGAGGUACGGUUGGCAUCCAGCAACAGUCUGCAAAAUACCACCAGGCUGCAACCUGAAAAUCUUCAACAACCAGGAGUUUGCUGCCUUGCUGACGACGUCUGUGUCGCGCGGCUUCGAGGCAGUGUACCAGCUGACGCGCAUGUGCACCAUCCGGAUGAGCUUCGUCAAGGGCUGGGGUGCCGAGUACCGGCGCCAGACAGUGACCUCCACCCCGUGCUGGGUGGAGCUGCACCUCAACGGGCCCCUGCAGUGGCUGGACCGCGUGCUCACCCAGAUGGGCUCGCCCCGCGUGCCCUGCAGCUCCAUGUCGUGAGCCGGGCCGCUCCACCCCGGUGCCUGCCUCACGCUCCCUCGCUCCGACCCUCCGCCGCUCCACGGGUGCUCUCUGGCGGGUCGUCCGCCCCGGCCUCCUCGAGAGGGGAGGCGCGUGUGCCGCUAGAACCGUUGCCAUUCGCGGGGUAACGGUGACGGGUUUUCUUCUGCGCGUCUGCACGACGGCAGCCUUUACGACUUUGUGGGGAAUGGAGACCGUUGCCAAUUUGCACGGGUCUUUUGGAACGAAUUCUAUUUGGAACGGGAGGGGGGGUCACUUGUUCGAAGUUGAGUGUUCUUCGGUGGACGACAUCGCGGGGGGAAGUGCGACCGAGGAUACGUGUUGGAGGUGAUCUGUCCCGUCGUUGGGCUAUGGAACAAUUUGAAGCGGCCUUUUGUGGCUCCGUGUUGGCAGCGAAUUUGCCGAAUGCUUGGGUUUUUUCGCUUUAAUGGGCUUGUUUAUCUAAAGCAAGUUUUUGAGCUUUCGAAAUGUUUUGUUACCAAAUAUUCGCUUCUAUUCCAGAAGGUACGUAGGGCUCGACUCGUCCUGUGGGCGAUUGCCCGGAAUGUUCUCGUUCGGUGCUUGCGGCUGUCGCAAAGUCUCUGUCCGCAACGAAACAGGGUCUAGGGUCGGUGCCCUCUCGAGCGACCUCCGGUUGUUUCCUUCCUUGUGGCACACGAGGGGGAACGCUUCCUCUCAUUGGGAAUUAGGUUAAUGUUAAUUAGGUGGUACUGUAUACAUCUUAAUGGGUAUCCCAUAAUUCUUUGGGCUUCUAGGGAAAUCUAAAGUACUAUAAUGAAACUAAAUUGACCAACUAACUUUUGCUGUUUUGAACUUCUUUUUUUUUUUUGUUUGAGAAUUUAGAAUAUUCGGUGCGAUAAACAAAUCUAAAAAAAGAUGUGCUUCGUAGUUACGGAGUGUGAAUGUGGCAGGUGCAGGCGAAAUGGCGUUGCAUAUGCAACCUGUUGGAUGGUGGUUCUCGGACGAGCAAGGGGGUUGGAGUCAGGAUCAACGGAGGGGGUGGGGGUGUAGCAGUUUGAGGGUGGAUGGUUUCACAGGGUGCUGAGCGAAGGAAGAAAGGUUUUUGUGUGUGUCUGAACAUGGCAUCUUGUUUUAUGUGUGUGUUUGUGCUGUCCACUCUGUCCCACCAUUCAUCCAUAAGCGUGAGGUUUUUUUUCGUUGAAGUUGUUCCGCACACUGCGCCCCCGAGUUCCGAGCAUGCGGUAACGGAAAUGUGGGAUUGCCCGACGGCUGUUAAGGAGUUUGCGGGGGCCUGUUGCUAACUCUGGUGUCAAAGGUGGCUGGGAAUUUGCAGCCAGAAGAGGUGUCCUUGGCCAAACACUGGCAGUGGAGCUGGGCCUUCACUUUUUUUUUCUCAUGUUUUCUCCUUGAGCAUUAUUUUCUCUGAAAGUUGGUGUCAUCGGUGGCUCUUUGGACAGGCUGUGGCUAUACUGUAAGGCUGGCUUACGCUCUCUUGUCACUGUUCCGUAACAUGUCGUGUGUUGUGCAUUAACGCCGAUUGGGUUUGGCCCCAUCGCUGAAGAUGUCUGAAUUGUGCUGUGUCAGUGGUCGUCUGUCCUCUCAUUUUAACGAAACAUUUUAGAUAACUUAUCGGAGAACAAACCGAAAAAAGAUCCUUGCUGUAAUUUUGUAUUAACAUUUCACAGUGCCGCAUCUUGAAAAUUUGUUCGCAAAAUGUAUGAUACAAGCGGCUUUUAUUCCGAUAUUAUUUUGUCACCCAGCAAUGCUGAGUCAGUUAGUUUUAGCGGUUUCUUUGUUUUUUUCAUUAACAUGCUGUAAUUGCGUACUGAGUUCUUGGAGAUAAGUGUGACUGAUUGGUGUCGGAGCACACCUGCCUAAUUGGGAGGUUGUGCACUAUGGAAAUUUACAUCAGUGUCUGUCUUGCACCCAAAAUAGUCUCCCAGCUAUUUGUAUCGGGAGGCAUUUCGGUAAAUGCCACCUUGAUACCAUUUGAGGAAUGUUUUAGGUUAAGGUUUAAGUAAUCUGGCUGGCCUUGAAAUUGAUUGCUAUUAUGAUAGCUUUGUAUCACUAAAUUUACGUGGCUGGUUUAUACGACUAUACUCCGUUUCACCUUCCGUCCGAGCACAGCGGACGCUA
Molecule: messenger RNA, 4240 nt
Organism: Ixodes scapularis (black-legged tick)
Lineage: Eukaryota; Metazoa; Arthropoda; Arachnida; Ixodida; Ixodidae
Product: mothers against decapentaplegic homolog 3
Exons: 7
Coding region: 845-2122 (425 amino acids)
Biological process (GO): transforming growth factor beta receptor signaling pathway; regulation of transcription by RNA polymerase II; anatomical structure morphogenesis
Cellular component (GO): heteromeric SMAD protein complex
Molecular function (GO): RNA polymerase II cis-regulatory region sequence-specific DNA binding; I-SMAD binding; DNA-binding transcription factor activity, RNA polymerase II-specific
Source: RefSeq, a predicted model, not a curated record